AGACCCACGCACGAAACGCACUACCCUUUGCUCGUGCUCAUGUCAUGCGAGCCAGCUUCGUCAGCUCAGGAGCGCGUGCCAGAUCCAACGCGCAGGGGACAGCUCCCGGGUGCUGAAAUUGUUCGGCGCUCCAAAGAGAGAAAGAGAGACACGGAGGAGGGAAGAAAAAUCAACGCCUGCAUUAGACACAAAUAUAAAAACCGUAUUCUGCAAAACAGGGGCAGACACAGAUAGAACCAAGGCCUUCAAAACAGAUGGCUGCCACUCAAGAUGUGAAAGGGAAAGGGGAGGGAGGGGACCAAAACUUCGACUACAUGUUCAAGCUGCUGAUCAUCGGCAACAGCAGUGUGGGCAAAACGUCUUUCCUGUUCCGCUACGCCGAUGACGCCUUCACCUCGGCCUUCGUCAGCACAGUGGGCAUCGACUUCAAAGUGAAAACCGUGUACAAGAAUGACAAGAGGAUUAAACUGCAGAUCUGGGACACAGCAGGCCAGGAGCGCUACAGGACCAUCACCACUGCCUACUACCGCGGGGCCAUGGGCUUCAUCCUCAUGUAUGACAUCACCAACGAGGAGUCUUUCGGUGCUGUGCAGGACUGGUCAACCCAGAUAAAAACAUAUUCGUGGGAUAAUGCACAGGUGGUGCUGGCUGGGAAUAAAUGUGAUAUGGAAGAGGAGAGAGUGGUCUCAGUGGAUAGUGGCAGACUGCUGGCAGAACAGUUGGGAUUUGAAUUCUUUGAGACCAGCGCCAAGGACAACAUCAAUGUGAAACAGACCUUUGAACGUCUCGUUGACCUUAUUUGUGACAAGAUGUCCGAGAGCUUGGACACAGAUCCGGCUGUCACCACAGGAGCUCCCACUGCCAAACUCACAGACAGCGCUCCGCCCCUCCAGCAGCCCGGGUGCAACUGUUAGUGACCAGGGUCAGGAGGGCAAAUGGAGGGCAGCGCAGAUCUUGUAAGGUGAUAGAGUGUGCAGAGUUUUGUUCUCCCUCAGCAUAAUCACUCCUGCUAGUGCUGCUUUCUCUGGACUACAAUUCAAACCUUGUUUAGUGGUAGAAUUACAAAAUGCAGUCGUAUUAUCUCUCAACCUUUAUCACCUUAUAUCAAGAGCGAAUAACCAGACAAACAGACAUGUCUACUGUAAAAUGUGUAAUGUUACAGGAUAUCAAGGAUAUACUCUUAGAGACAUCAUAAUCUCAUUCUUUGGCUAGUUAGUACAGUUAUGAACCAAGUAUGUUUGAUAAUGCUGAAAGUAGUCCAUAGUCAGGCUGUACAGUUAAUCCUAAAGACCUUUAAAAUCUUUUAAGACCUAGAGUAAUUAUACAAUGGGAGAUAGAGUCAGUGAGUGCUUUAAUAAUUAUUUGGUUUUUAUUUUUUGUACAGUAUGUAUUUUCCUUUUAUAGAUUUAUUUUAUCUCGUAAAGCUGCCAAAUCUUUGAAUUAGGGCACUAUAGGAUGUAGCGGCUUUUUUUUGUUUUAUUUUUUGUGCAGUGUGUCUGUGUAUGAAUGGGUGGCCGUUGCGUGAAUGUACAGUGUAGUAAGUGUGGAUUUGCAUGAGUGUGAGUAUUAUGUUUGAGUCACAAAUGAGUGCAACUUGUCAUCUAAAAAUCAUCUACCUUGGAUAAAAAAAUAAGUGGCCUUUUAGCAUCUCCAACAUGGCCUCCGUAAGUUCCUCUGUCAUGCUUACAUUUGGAUUGAAUCCAGUAUGUGUAUUGUUGGUGUGAGUACUAUUCCACAUUUUGUUGUCUGUAGAUGUGUGAUUCCUCUGAUAAGUAUCUUUAAAAAAAAAAAUCUAAAUCUUAAAAGCAAAUCUUUCUAUGUGCUUAGUCUCUAAGAAGACCCUUUAUAGUUUGAUGCGACAAGCAUGCAGCCAAAAAGUCAAUCAUAUGUGCUGUUUUUUCUGAAGAUAGGCCUUACCCAAACCUAACCAUCCCCACCUCCACAUGAUAGCAAUGAUCUAGCAUUUCCAUUCAAUAAAAAUCUCACACUUACAAGGCACAGUACAGUGUAUGAUAUACAACUGUUGAUCAGCUCCGGCAUGGAAUAAACAGCCAUAUAUAUACAAAAAAUAAUGUUUAAUUUUUGAGUUGGCAUGCUUAAAGUUCAUGUUUGUGCUAUAAAAUUUAGUCCCUCUUUGGAAAAAAAAAAUCUCAGUAAGCUGUUUAGGAAGUAUCCCCUAGCAGUCAUAUACAGUGCUGUUGUGGUCUUAAUGAUAACUUUAAGUCCAUAUAGUGUAAAAGCUGUAUCUUGUUUUAAAAUCCAGAAAGCCUUUUGGUUCUGUAGAACACACGCAAUCCAUAAUAUCAGUGUGCCAAAACAUUACUGUUCCUUUAGCAUUGUCAGUUGUUUGUUGCAUAGUUGAAUAAAAGUUCCAAAAAAUUGCAUGAAGUCAGUCCUGACUUAUCUAUGUAGAUUUAUAUUCUAAGAUAGUGUAUAUAUCACUCUAUGUUACAGAUUUAGAAGCAUUUUCAUAGCACUUGCUGUGAGAUGCAAUGGGCCAAUAAGUGCAAUAUUUUAUUAAUUAAACCCUGUACAUAGUUUCUCCUGUCCUCGACUACAGUGACCCUAUCUGCAGUAUGUGAGUGACAGUUUGGUCAGAAUGGCUCUGAAACUGAUGUACAAUCUCUAAAAAGGAGUGUGUGCUUCAUUCAGUAACUGCAGUCACUGAACGUGUGACUGGGUGUGUGUGUGUGUGUGUGUGUGUGUGUGUGUGUGUGUGUGUGUGUGUGUGUGUGUGUGUGUGUGUAUGUGUGUGAACUUGCCAUAUUGAAGAGACAAAUUACAUAAUAUAGUGUAUUGUUUGUGUAUACCUUUUGUACAAAUGUAUUCACGUACUAUAUGCUGUUCCUGCUAACGGUUGUAUUAUCAUGUCAAAAUGAAGUGUUGUUGUGAAAGAUAGUCAGGGAGAUAACUAAGUCCAUGCCAUUAUGCCAUACUGUUGUAAUUCCAAGUAAAGGGAUACACAUUAA
This is a messenger RNA of Thunnus maccoyii (southern bluefin tuna), 2969 nucleotides long. It is a transcript of the gene rab3c, whose product is annotated as RAB3C, member RAS oncogene family. Gene Ontology annotation, molecular function: GTPase activity; GTP binding. The record is from RefSeq and is a predicted model, not a curated record. Gene Ontology annotation, cellular component: plasma membrane; synaptic vesicle; endosome. The transcript has 5 exons. Gene Ontology annotation, biological process: protein localization to plasma membrane; protein secretion; regulation of exocytosis. Bases 255 to 914 code for a protein of 219 amino acids. Lineage: Eukaryota; Metazoa; Chordata; Actinopteri; Scombriformes; Scombridae.